This is a messenger RNA of Gaeumannomyces tritici R3-111a-1, 291 nucleotides long. RefSeq lists its product as hypothetical. NCBI's taxonomy places the organism in Eukaryota, Fungi, Ascomycota, Sordariomycetes, Magnaporthales, Magnaporthaceae. The record is from RefSeq and is a predicted model, not a curated record. The transcript is spliced from 2 exons. The coding region runs from base 1 to 291 and encodes 96 amino acids.
AUGGCCGCCGAAAGCCAAGCACACCCCAGCGGCGGCGCCUCCGGACAGGGCGCCGCCCCUCUCAGCGGGCAGAUCAAGGCCCUGACAUUUGACGUCUUCGGCACCGUCGUGGACUGGCGCACCUCGAUCGAGGCCGCCCUCACCCACGCCCUGGCCGCCAAGGUCGCCUCCCCGGCCUUUCCCACCCUGCCGCCCGCCCUGCAGGCGCGCGCCCGCGAGCUCCUGGCCACCACCGAUGGCGGCGCGGGGACGGUGGCGCGCCAGCUACGGCGCCUUCACGCGCGGCUUUGA